AUGACUGGGCAUUGGGGCAGUCCCCCAUCACUUCAACUGUGGAAUUCGACUUCAUUUAUGUGCGCCUGGCCUGAAGUUGAUUGUGUGUUUGGUUCAGUCACCGGUCUGACAUUAGCAGAGAAGAACAUUAGAGGAACAAUUCCACCUAAGCAACUGCUCAAAACUAGUGAGCUUGGACUUGUCCAUGAAAGAACUGUCUGGGAUAAUCCCAGUCGAGCUGCUCAGCCAUUAUGGCUGCAUGGAAACAGAUUGGUCGGGACGAUACCAACACAAAUAGAAGCAUUAAGGUUAGAGGAGAAUUUUCUAAAUGGGACAAUCCCAACAGAUUUGUUCCAAUUGCGUUUGCUUGAGUAUUUGUCUCUUGGUUACAAUGCCCUCUCUGGGAAACUGCCAGAACAAGUGCAAGUUUACAGACUGGAAGUGCUAAAUCUUACUCACAACAACCUACAUGGCACAGUUCCGAAAAGUAUAACUGAUCUAACGAGGAUACAUACCUUUGAUUUGUCUGAUAACGAGUUAUCUGGAGAUGUGGAAAGCGUGGUUCAUCUGAGGUCCAUGACAGCAGUCCGCCUCUGCUCUAACAAAUUCUCUGGGAAGGUGGGAUAUGAGAUUGUGAAUGAGUUCUUUCAUGAGAAUUGA
Molecule: messenger RNA, 639 nt
Organism: Salvia splendens (bonfire salvia)
Lineage: Eukaryota; Viridiplantae; Streptophyta; Magnoliopsida; Lamiales; Lamiaceae
Product: receptor-like protein 46
Exons: 4
Coding region: 1-639 (212 amino acids)
Molecular function (GO): protein binding
Source: RefSeq, a predicted model, not a curated record